Magnolia sinica is the source of this 2852-nucleotide messenger RNA. Its product is annotated as probable receptor-like protein kinase At5g24010. Gene Ontology annotation, molecular function: transmembrane receptor protein tyrosine kinase activity; ATP binding. The record is from RefSeq and is a predicted model, not a curated record. The transcript has 2 exons. NCBI's taxonomy places the organism in Eukaryota, Viridiplantae, Streptophyta, Magnoliopsida, Magnoliales, Magnoliaceae. Gene Ontology annotation, biological process: protein autophosphorylation. Bases 70 to 2490 code for a protein of 806 amino acids. Gene Ontology annotation, cellular component: plasma membrane; plasmodesma.
CCAUGAUCGAAGUGUCUAGCCUGUCUAUAACAAAAUCAAAGCAUCUGAAGUGAAAACUCACCAAUAUCAAUGGAGAAGGUGCAAAACCAUGCAAAGCAUACUCUGCUCCUAUGGCUCUUCUGCUUCUUCUUCCUUCUGCAUCUGUCAUCAGCAUCCACUCCUGAUAGUUAUUUUAUCAACUGCGGAUCUAACCAAACUAUCACCAUUGGAUCCCAGACGUUCGUGGGAGACACCCAACCAGGCCAGCCCUAUGUACGUUUCAUCAUCCCCUCUUUGAAUUCCACGGUUGCCCUCAAAGACGCAAACCAAUUUCGAAAUUCAUCAUCUCUCUACCAUACAGCGAGAAUUUUCACAACACCAUCUUCUUACGAGUUCCAGAUCAAAGCCAAAGGUCUCCAUGUGGUACGCCUCCAUUUCUUCCCUUUCACCUCUCAGCAAUAUGAUUUCUCCUCUGCUGUUUUUGAUGCUUCGGUCCUUGGGUUCUCUCUAUUGAGCCGUUUCAGCAUCCAAAGCAAGAACAGUGGCGCUGUAAUAAAGGAGUAUUUUCUUAGGGUGACCGGUAAAGAACUCAUAAUCUCCUUUUCACCUUCCCAUAAAAUAUCACAUCUAGCAUUUGUUAAUGCCAUUGAAGUAUUUUCUGCACCUGACAACCUCAUCACUGACACCGCCCAUUUCAUUGAAUUCACUGGAAUCAAGAAUUAUAAUGGCCUAUUAGGACAGGUCUUAGAGACUCUAUAUAGGAUCAAUGUCGGAGGUCCUGAAAUCACAUCUUCCAAUGACACUCUAUGGAGAAGUUGGAUUCCUGAUGAGAAGUUCUUGAAAUUAAAGUCUUCUGUGAUGCAAGCCACUGCUAAAAGAGCCCCACACUAUCAGGAAGAGAGCCAUCACAGUGCUCCGCUGGCUGUUUACAGCACCGCGCAAGAGAUGAAUAAUGGGAGCGAGGUUAAACUGCCAAAUUUCAACAUGACAUGGGCCUUUCCAGUGGAUUCUGGCUUUAAAUACCUUGUUCGGUUGCAUUUUUGUGACAUUGUAAGUCUGGCACCAAAUGAACUAUACUUCAAUGUCUAUAUCAAUUACUACCUUGCUUGGAAAGAUCUUGAUCUCUCUAAUCUAACAAAUCAAGUGCUGGGUGCCCCUUACUAUAUGGACUUCAUUGCUGACUCUCAUAACUCAGGGUUAAUGCAUAUAAGCCUUGGUCCUUCGGAGAACAGCGAUCCCUCAAACCACAACGCGAUAUUAAAUGGGGUGGAAAUCAUGAAGAUGAAUGGUGUAAUAGGUUCUUUGCCCACAAGAAACUCAAAGAAACAUAUCAUUCUUCAGGCCGGAUUAGCUAUCGGAGGCUUUUCUUUCUUCUGCGUGUUGAUAGUAGCAUUCCUACUGGUAUACAAACAGAAGAGGAAACCCAAAGCUAAAGACACAUCCCCAGGCCCAUUUACAAAUGCUGGCCAAAAGAUAUCACUUGCUGAAAUACAAUUGGCAACUAACAAUUUCGACGAGAAUUCGCUCAUUGGUCGGGGUGGAUUCGGCAAUGUCUACAAGGGGGUGCUCGAGAACGGGAUGAAAGUAGCUGUGAAACGAAGCACACCUGGGUCUAGACAGGGUAGUUCAGAAUUCCUGACUGAGAUCAUGAUCUUCUCCAAGAUACGCCAUCACCAUCUCCUCUCCCUGAUUGGGUAUUGUGAAGAACAAUCGGAGAUGAUACUCGUCUAUGAAUUCAUGGAAAAUGGUACGCUACAAAAUCAUCUGUAUGGUUCGGAUUGUUUGCCUCAUAUGUCUUGGAGGCAGAGGCUUAUGAUAUGCAUUGGUUCGGCAAGGGGUCUGCACUACCUCCACACCGGUCCUGCACAGGGAAUUAUUCACCGUGACAUUAAAUCAGCGAACAUUUUGCUCGACGGGAACUACGUGGCGAAGGUUGCUGACUUUGGAAUUUCAAGGUCAGUCCAUGAUCCUGCUCAGUCCCAUGUGACAACCAACAUCAAGGGAAGCUUUGGGUACUUCGAUCCAGAGUAUUUUCGAUGGCGACAUCUGACAAAAAAGUCUGACGUGUUUUCAUUUGGGGUGGUGCUCCUUGAAGUCCUCUGUGCGAGGCCUGCAGUCGAUCAUUCACUUCCAUUCGAACAGGUGAAUUUAGCCAAUUGGGCUAUGCAGUGGCAAAAGGAGGGGUCGCUCCAGAAAAUUGUCGAUCCCCGCCUUGCGGAUGAGAUCAAUGCUGAUUCACUGAGGAAAUUCGGAGAGACAGUGGAGAGAUGUCUGGCGGAACGUGGUGAUGAUAGGCCCACAAUGGUAGAUGUGUUGUGGAACUUGGAAUGUGCACUGCGACUCCAAGAUAUGGCAACGCAUGCAGAGCCACCUGAAGACAGCACCCAAUCUGCAUAUGAGUCUCCUUUAUCAACAAUUCCUGCAAUUCAAGGAGAGUUGAAUGAAGAUAGCACUCACUCCUCAUCUGCAUCAACAGAGCCAAAUGAAGAGCGCGCUUGCUCUGCAUCUUAGUCACAAUUUUCCAACCAGAGUUUAUGAAGCUUCUGGCCAUACGUUUCCAGGAGGCUCUUCGAGGACAGCCGAUUUGGAUCUUCUUGCAUAUGAGAGGAUUGCAUAUGGCAUGUAGAGAACUCAAGAGAAUGCUAGAGUUCUGCAGAGAUCUCAGAAGAUUUUUAAAGAUCUCUAGAGGGGUCUUCUGGCUAUACUUGUGUGGAUGCAUCACAUGUAGUUUUAGGGAAUUCUCAAUUGUUGGAUGAUCACCACAUGGCUUCAUAAUAACGACUGAUGUAAAGCAGCUCAAAAUUUCAUAGGCAUCUCUGAUAGUUUUAAGCUCUUGAGUUCAUAAACAAUACAAGUCUCUUGCCUUUGUUUUC